CUCCUCAGCAGCAGAAGAAGCAGUGAGGUGGUUUAACAGCCUGGAUGUCGGAUCUCAGCUGCUCCACCGCAACAGGUAAAUGAACAGAAUCCACGUGAAUGCGGCUCGGAUCCGAAGUAAAUGCAGAUGACUGAGAGCUGGCCAGCUGAGUAGAGGACUUCCCUCUCUGCCCGUGCUCUCCACCUGCAGCCAUGAAUGGUGCAGCCAGUUCGUGGGCCAUUACUCCGGAGGAGAGGUGCAAACACGACAAACAGUUUGAUACCCUCUCCCCCGUGCUCGGCUAUGUCUCAGGAGAACAAGCGAGGAAGUUCUUCCUCCAGUCUGGUCUGCCCCCGUCUGUCCUGGCUGAGAUCUGGAACCUUGCCGACAUGGAGGGUGACGGGAAGAUGGACAGACUUGAGUUCUCCAUCGCCAUGAAGCUCAUUAAACUCAAGCUUCAGGGCCGGAAUAUGCCCUCUGUCCUGCCUAUCAUCACGAUGCAGCCUCCAGGCUCCAAUUCAAUCCCAACUGCCCCGUCAUCAGCACGUUUUGGAAUGGGUUCUAUGCCAAAUCUGUCUGUUGGUCUGUCCUCCAUGUCGACUAUGUCCACCAUGCCCAUCCUAACACACAUCCCGGGUAACCCCCCCAUGACCUCUGUGCAACCCUUGGUGCCGAUGUCAAGGCCUUUUUCCCUCAUCACCUCCCUGGGAAGCGCCGGACCCCCCAACGUCAAUGUCAGCCUCCUCACCCCGCCACUCGUUCCCAACAAUACAGGGCUCCCUCUCUCCGGCUUCUCUUCACCGAUGGCGUUCUCUCCAACCUCUGGGAUGUCAAAAGCAAACUCUCUUCUGGACCUUGGAUCCAGCAGUUCAAAUUCUUCCUCCACCACGUCGCUGGCCAGUAACUCCCCGAAGACGGGCGCGAGCGACUGGGCCGUCCCUCAGGCGUCCAGACUGAAGUACCGUCAACAGUUCAACACGCUAGACCAGCUCAUGAGUGGCUACUUGUCAGGACCGCAGGUUAGAAAUGCACUGAUGGCCUCAAACCUGACCCAGACUCAGUUAGCUACCAUCUGGACCCUGGCAGACGUGGAUAAGGACGGUCAGCUACGGGCCGAUGAGUUCAUUCUGGCCAUGCACCUGGUGGACAUGGCUAAAACUGGCCGACCUCUGCCACUCACACUUCCUCAGGACUUGGUUCCUCCGUCUCUCAGAGGAGUCAAGUCCAGUGACCUUGUUAAUGGAACAGGGCCCUACAUAGUAUCUCCCUGUUUAAUCGACACGACAGAAAUGGAACCUUCACCGAAAACCAAGAGCAAUGUGUCCUUCGAGGACAAGCUGAAGGAGAACUUUGCACGAGGCAGCGCCGAGUUGGAGAAACGACGACUGGCUCUGCUGGAGGAGCAGAAGAAAGAGAGGGAGCGGAGGGAUCGAGAGGAGAGGGAGGCUCAGGAGAGGAGAGAGAGGGAGGCCAGGGAGCAGGAGAACCGGAGGAGGCUGGAGGAGGAGAGGCGGUUGGAGAGGCAGAGAGAGAUGGAGAGACAGAGGGAGGAGGAGAGGCUGAGGGAGCUGGAGAGGAAGGAGGCGGCAAAGCAGGAGAUGGAGCGCCAGCAGAGGGAGGAGUGGGAGCGAGGGAAGAAGGAGGAGCUGGGACGGAGGAGAGAAGGCGAGCAAGAAGAAAUCUCGCAACUCAGGGCCAAAAAGAGAAAUCUAGAGCUGGAGCUGGAGGCUGUGGGCAACAAGCACAAGCUUAUCUCAGACCGUCUCCGUGACGCUAAGAGCAAGAGGCUCGUUCAGAAGGCCGAGGUGGAUCUCAUCAAUCAGAAGAGGGAUGAACGCAUCACAGAGAUCAACACGCUGCAGCUGCAGUUUGAGGACUGGCAGAUGAAGCUGUCGCAGCUCGUCCCCGAACAACAGAGGCUGACUGAGAAGCUGCGAAACAUCAACCUGAACAAAAUCUCAUCUUGUGCUUUGACCUCUGUGACCUCGAACGUGACGGAGAAAGGCGGGAACUGCCGGAGGCUGAAGGACCAGCUGGACACGCUGGAGAGGGAGACCACAGACAAACUGUCUGAGAUGGAUCAGUAUAACAAGGAGCUUAAGGAGCUGAGGGAGAAGCAGGUGAGGCAGCAGGCCCUCCUGGACGACCUGCACCGAGUCAAAGAGGAGAAGCUGAGGGAGCUGCAGAGGCGCAGGGAAGAGGAGAGAGAGAGGAGGAGGAGGGAGGAAGAGGAGGCAGCCAGACGGGCAAAGCUAGAGGAGGAGCGGAGAGAGCAGGAGCAGAGGGAGCAGGAGAAAAGGGAGAAGGAGAGGCGGGAGAAGGAAGAGGAGGAGGCUCGGCAGAGGAGGCUCCUGGAGGAGCACAGGGCCAGGCAGAGGGAGGAGGAGGAGAGGGAGGCGCAGAUUCGCCUGCGAGCAGCCCAGGAGAAAGCACAAGAGGAGGAGAGGAGAAGGCGAGAGGAGGAGGAGGAAGAGGAGAGGAAAAAAGAGGAGGAAGAGAAGAGGAAAAAGGAGGAGGGAGAGAAGAGGAAAAAGGCGGAGGAGGAAGAAGAUAGAAAGCGGAAAGAGGGGGAAGAGAGGAGGAGGAAAGAGGAAGAGGAGAGAGGACAGCAGUCAACGUCGGUGGGUCAGCAAACAGUCAAGCCGACCCCGUACAGAGCCCUGUACUCGUUUGUUGCCCGCAACAAAGAUGAGCUGAGCAUCGACGCAGAUGGUCUCAUAGAGGUGGAUGAGAAGACUGUCGGCGAGCCGGGAUGGUUAUGCGGGAGUUACCACGGAAACAGGGGCUGGUUCCCCCAGAGUUAUGCCGAGAAAUGUCCGACGGCCUCCGGCACUGAGACGGCCCCCUCUUCCACCGGAAAAAAGUCCUGUCCACCGCCACCACUUAACAAAAGAAUCCUGGAUGUGGAGGCUACAGGUGACAACCCUGCUCCUGUCCAAUCAGAUGCUUCACAGCCCUCUGUCUCUCUGCUGGCUCGUGCCCUCUCGUCGUGGUCGGCCACUUCCGAAACUCACCUCAGCCUCUUCGCCGGCGAAGCCAUCACUGCGCUGCUGAGCUUCUCCCAGGGCGACGUCAUCGGCGUGCUGCAGCAGAGGGACCAGUGGUGGCUGGGCCAGCUCAAUGGGACGCAGGGAUGGUUCCCCAGUAGCUAUGUCACUCUGGAGACAGGUGGCAUCACGGAUGUGGAUGGAUUUGACACAUCCGACUCUGUUCAUCUGGAGGAGUACGUGGCCUUGUACACGUAUGAGAGCCCAGAGCUGGGGGACCUAACGUUUGUGGAGGGGGACGUGGUGAUGGUGACGGAGAGGGAGGGAGAGUGGUGGCGAGGAUGCAUCGGGGACCAGACCGGCGUGUUUCCCUCCAACUACGUCAGACCUGUUGAGCCAGAGCUGUCAAGACCUGGAGCUACAGCCAAGAAGCCUGCGCCUGUGUCUGCUCGGUUGACAGAGAUUGCCCAGGCGGUCACCACCACCGCCACACCAACGACACAUCAGCUGCAUCUGUCUCCGGGGCAACUGAUCGUGGUUCUGGCAAAGAACUCCACUGGCUGGUGGCUUGGGGAACUGCAGGCUCGGGGUAAGAAGCGGCAGAGAGGCUGGUUUCAUUCCUCUCACGUCAAGCUGCUGGGUCCCACCAGCACCAAGCCCUCCCCCUCCCCUCUGCCAGUGUGCCAAGUCAUCGCCAUGUACGACUACGCCGCUGCCAGUCGGGACGAGCUGAGCUUCUCCAAGGGUCAGCUGAUCAGCAUCCUGGACAAGACCAACCCCGACUGGUGGAAGGCCGAAGCCAACGGGGUCACGGGCCUGUUGCCCACCAACUAUGUCAAGAUGACGACAGAGUCCGACCCCAGUCAGCAAUGUUCUCUAGAUCCCUCAUCCAUGUCAGAGCAUGGAGAGAGUGAGGGGUGUGCGGACCUGAUGACGCUGGACACCAUGACCCCUCAGGAGAGGAAGAGACAGGGAUACGUCCACGAGCUCAUCCAGACGGAGGAGACUUAUGUGGAGGACCUAGAGCUGGUACUAGAGGUUUUCUACAAGCCCAUGUCGGAGUCAGGCCGUCUAACAGAAGCUGAGAUGGCUGUGAUCUUUGUUAACUGGAGGGAGCUGAUUAUGUGUAACACAAAAUUUCUGAAGGCCCUGCGGGUCAGGAAAAUGACCGGAGGAGAGAACAUGCCGGUGGAGCUCAUUGGAGACCUGCUGGAGUCAGAGCUCGCGCACAUGCAGCCCUACAUCCGCUUCUGCUCCUGCCAGCUCAACGCCGCCGCCCUGCUGCAGAGCAGAACCUACAACCAGCCCGACUUUAAAAACUUUCUCAAGAAGAUCGCCACUAACUACCGCUGCAAAGGAAUGCCGCUGUCAAGCUUCCUCCUCAAGCCCAUGCAGAGGAUCACACGCUAUCCCCUGAUCAUCAAGAAUAUCCUGGAGCACACCCCAGAGGACCACGUGGACCGCGGGCCCCUGAGGCAAGCUCUGGAGCGAGCUGAGGAGCUGUGCUCUCAGGUCAACGAGGGCGUCAGGGAGAAGGAGAACUCGGACAGGCUGGAGUGGAUACAGAGCCACGUCCAGUGUGAGGGCCCAAUAGAGCACUUGGUGUUCAACUCGCUAACGAACUGCCUCGGGCCCCGCAAGCUGCUCCACAGCGGCCGCUUGUGCAAAACCAAGAGCAGCAGGGAGCUGUGGGCUUUCCUCUUCAGUGAUUUCCUCCUCCUCACACACAGCGCCAAACCCUUCUCUUCCUCGGGAUCAGACAAGCUCUUCAGCCCCAAGACCAACAUACAGCUGAAGAUAUACAAAACACCACUUUUUCUGAAUGAGGUUUUGGUGAAGACGCCCCCCGACCCGUCCAGCGAUGAGCCACUCUUCCAUGUCUCGCACAUCGAUCGCGUCCACGCGCUAAAAACUGAGACCUUGAACGAGAGGGCAACAUGGGUCCAGAAAAUCAAAGCAGCAUCCGAACAUUUCAUUGAAACCGAGAAGAAGAAGCGAGAGAAGGCUUACCAAGCACGUUCCCUGAAGAGCAGCGGUAUCGGACGACUGCUGGUGACUGUCACCGAAGCUCAAGAGCUCAAGGCCUGUAAACCCAACGGUAAGAGUAAUCCGUACUGUGAGCUGACCAUGGGGGCUCAGUGCUACACGUCCCGGCCCGUCAGCGACACUCUGAACCCUAAGUGGAACUUCAACUGCCAGUUCUUCAUCAAGGACCUCUACCAGGACGUCCUGUGCAUCACCGUGUUCGAGAAGGACCAGUUCUCACCUGAUGAUUUCCUGGGUCGGACUGAAGUUCCCGUGGCGACUAUAAAGAAAGAGAUGGAGAGCAAAGGUGCUGCGAACCGACGCCUGCUGCUACACGAAGUGCCCACCGGAGAAGUCUGGGUCAAACUAGACUUGCAGCUUUACGAGCCGAGCAAAUGAGGACAACGCACAGCUGAACACUCCCUCGAGCACAGACUCUCUUUUUAAAGUGAUGAUCAGAAGUCCUUUCAAUAUGAAGAUACAGUUAAAGAGCCUAAAAGGGGGCCUGUUUGGGGCAGUGAAAACAACCACCACUGCCUUGUUUUGGUCUGAGCCACCAGGACCCACCUAACCUACGUCAAACAGAUAGGUGAAUGAAACCUUUGCCUAAAUGAAAAAAUGAAAACAAUGGAGAUGUGUCUUCAGAGGUAGCAAUUUAUUGUGGUAAAGGGAAUUCUUACUACAAACAGAACUGCAGAAAAUGCGAUUUUAAUUUGCCAAUACUUGAAUGUUUGACAGAAAUGCCUUAAAAUGUAGGCAGGACGUUUUUGUAUCAUAUAUACAAAUUUGUAUACAAUACCAUUUCACUUUCAAUGAAGGGAUACAGCCUGAAUGUGUCUUCACAUGCCCUGUUAUAAUUACAAAAUGCCAUACACAUACAUUUCGAUGUUGCACACUACUGUAGAAUAUAAUUUCAGAGGUUACCUCAUGGUGUAAGGAAGUACGCCAUUAAUGCUAAAUAAAAUGGCAGGAAUAAAAAACA
Messenger RNA from Platichthys flesus (European flounder), 5973 nucleotides. RefSeq names its product intersectin-2-like. Gene Ontology annotation, molecular function: guanyl-nucleotide exchange factor activity; protein binding; calcium ion binding. The transcript has 39 exons. Gene Ontology annotation, biological process: intracellular signal transduction; positive regulation of Rho protein signal transduction. Bases 192 to 5390 code for a protein of 1732 amino acids. The record is from RefSeq and is a predicted model, not a curated record. NCBI's taxonomy places the organism in Eukaryota, Metazoa, Chordata, Actinopteri, Pleuronectiformes, Pleuronectidae.